Messenger RNA from Diabrotica virgifera virgifera (western corn rootworm), 725 nucleotides. RefSeq lists its product as uncharacterized. Bases 6 to 689 code for a protein of 227 amino acids. The record is from RefSeq and is a predicted model, not a curated record. Lineage: Eukaryota; Metazoa; Arthropoda; Insecta; Coleoptera; Chrysomelidae. The transcript has 3 exons.
UUAACAUGAUUCGAAACUUGCUGGUUCUUCUAUUUUUAAUAUUCCACCAAUUACUGCCAGUGUAUACAAGUGAAGAAAAUUUUAAUGUUUUCGACAAAAUUAAAUCAGGUUUCAAGAUGGCUGGCGAUUUCUUCUCGAUGGACCACGCCGCUAAAGUCGCUAAUUUAGUUAGUAACGCUCUAGGAAGUAAACCAUCACCACCGAAACACACAGAAGGCACUAAUAAUAUAUUUUCAGGAUUUCUAAGAUUGUUUGGAUUCGAAAAUAAACAAAUAAGUGCAAUAGCAGUUAAUGCAAUUAUUCUUAUAGCCCAAUUGAUUGGUACAUCAUUAAAUCCACCAUCAAAAAUCGAACCAAAGCAAAUGAAAGAAGAUACUCCGUUUGACUGGAUGUUAAACAACAGCGUCAUAUCAAAUCUUUUAUCAGAUACUCAAGAUCAAAAACUACCUGAUAAAGUUAUCGACUACGUCACAGACAGAAGUCUCGAUGAAGAAACGGGAUGUGUUCAGCUGCUGCUUUGCAAGAUGAAACCGUUUAUCAAAGAGAUGCAAAGAGCGCUGAGGGAAAGAGGCAAAAGAAAGUUAAAAGGAUAUGGUAUUUUGUUUGAGUAUUUUCCUUCUGCUGAAGUUAUUGCCGAUAAUGGGGACAGAUGCGAUGAAAAAUAUUAUUAUUGUACUAUCCCUAUCUAAGUUUUAACUGUAAAAAAUGUAAUUUUAAAUGUAGUU